Messenger RNA from Bacillus rossius redtenbacheri, 16064 nucleotides. It is a transcript of the gene enok, whose product is annotated as histone acetyltransferase KAT6B. The record is from RefSeq and is a predicted model, not a curated record. Gene Ontology annotation, biological process: nucleosome assembly; positive regulation of transcription by RNA polymerase II; negative regulation of DNA-templated transcription. Gene Ontology annotation, molecular function: histone acetyltransferase activity; transcription coregulator activity; DNA binding. Lineage: Eukaryota; Metazoa; Arthropoda; Insecta; Phasmatodea; Bacillidae. Gene Ontology annotation, cellular component: nucleosome; MOZ/MORF histone acetyltransferase complex; chromatin. The coding region runs from base 692 to 11353 and encodes 3553 amino acids. The transcript is spliced from 16 exons.
UUGUCAAAAGUGUAAACCUUUGUUGAUCUGGUGAUACGUGAAAGUGUAUCGUGAGAAAUAUAUAUUCGUUUGUGGUUAUCUAUAACGGCUAUAAGUUGUUCUGUUAUUGAAUUAAGAUUAUUAACAUGAAAUGUAAGAUAAGUUUUAGUGCCGCUUAUAAAACAGACGACGUUUUUGUGUCAGUUUAUGUGUAGAAAGCAAUGGAACGACGCAGGAGUGUGUUCGCGUAUGUGCGGUGCCGUACAUUUCGCUAUAUUUAAGUGAUGUUAGAAGGUCCGGAUCGAUGUGACAGCUAACUAAUGGAAUCUCAAGACAUCGGAGAAUAAUAUCGUGUACUUGCCGUAGUGUGAAUCGUUUCAUGUAAGUAGUAUAAUUGACCUGAAUUAUAGUGGGUAAAACCGCCCAAUAUGGCUGCUCGGCGGAACUCGGGAUAAUGGUUCGGGAAACGGGUUAAUAUUUUUUUUAUCCGUAUUGGAACUGUGAAAAAAAAUUGUUGGGCAUAAGUGCAGACGUGUAUUCGGCCACAGUUGGGCGUCGGUGGCGCGCUGGUGGGACAGUCGUGGAAGUGUCGGCGGUGCCGUACGAGGGUCGGUCGCGCGCCCAAGCCAGGCUCGGCGAGCCGUGCGCCGUGGGCCGUGUGGGGCGGUCGCCGGGGGCCGAUGGCCGCGCGGGGGGCGGAUCGCGGCGAGCCAUGAGGGACCAGGGCGAGCCGGCGUGGUCGGCAUGGAUCCUGGACGCGGUACGCAAGGUUCGCGCCCAGAAGCAGCGGCCGUCGGUGGCACGGAUCCUGGGCGCGAUACGCCAGCACCGCAAGGAUGCCCGGGAAGAGGACCUGCUGGAGCACCUGGAGACGGCGGUGCGCGACGGCGUGGUGCUGCGCGUGUUCAACAAGGGCCAGGCGACGUACAAGGACCCGCACGGCGUGCAGAGCCGCCAGAUCAGCGUGGACAAGGGCGCCGACCUGUCAAAGGUGAUCGCGAAGGCGGCCCGGGAGCUGGCCGAGCCGGGGGGCUCCACCCUCAAGAGCAUCGAGAAGUACAUCCGGCAGUCUCACGCGCUCAGCUUGGGCGGCGAUGUGGACGUGCGUGCGGUGCUGCGACUGUCGCUGAAGCGCGCCGUGUCGCGCGGGCUGGUGGUACAGGAGGGCCGGCUGGUGCGUUCCACCGGGAGGCCCUACCCGCUGGGGGUGCCGUCGGGCCGCGGUCGUCCCCGGCGCUCCGCCCCGCCGCGCUCGCCCAGCCCGGAGCCGCUCAAGCAGCAGUCGGCGCUGCCCAUCUGCAGCGAGUGCCUGGGCACGGAGGCGCGCAACGGCCGCGGGCUGGAGGAGGCGCUGAGCGCGUGCCGCGACUGCGGGCUGUCGGUGCACCUGUCCUGCGUGCCGGGGGGCCGCGGCCAAGAGCUGGGGCUGCUGCUGGCCAAGGGCAGCGUGUGGGCCUGCGAGGAGUGCUGCACGUGCUCGGGCUGCGGCCGCGCCGCCGACCACACCUGCGUGCUGUGCUGCGGCUCCUGCGACCGCGGCUACCACAUGGGCUGCAUGGACCCGCCGGCCGAGCGCCGGCCCAAACAGCCCUGGCGCUGCAGGCACUGCCUCGCCGGCCACGAGGCCAGCAGCAAGUCCGCCAAGGGGCGCGAGCGCGGCAAGGAGGUCAAGGACUACAGGGUCCUUGCCGGAGUGCGAUGCAGCAGCAGUGGCUUGCCAGGAAAAAAAGGCAAACGUUCAUUUGGUCAAGACAGCAGCCUCGGUCCAGAGGAGGGUAAUGACACAGCCGCUAACUCCUCUUCCUUCCUCUCUCAAUCAUCUGGUGGCUGCGACGGUGGUGGCAGGGCGGAAGGGCUGGAGGAAAAAAACGAUCGCAUUUCUAAAGAGAAACAGAAAUUUUUUCGUAUCAGUGCGUUUUACACGGACCAUAAGUUCAAGCGGAAGGGGAUGGCAGCAGCGGUUGCGCCAUCCCCAAAUACUUGCGAGAAGGUUUCUGCGGUGAAACCGGAAAGCGGGGUUUCUGGUGCAGCUCAGAUGGGCAGCAAGGAUAAGGUCAGUAGUAGCAGUAGCAGUAGUGGUGCUAGCAGCAGUGGCAACAAUAGCAGCAGUGGGGAUAGUAGUGGGGAUGACAGUAGCGUGAGCAGUGACGAUAGCAGUAGUUCGAGCAGUAGUGAUGAUUCGGAGAAGGACAAUGAGCGAGCGAGCAAAAAUAUGUACAGGACUACUACAAUCCCUAAAGCAUUUUUAGUGCAGCAGAAGGAAGAAGUGCAAGCUGUUUGUACUGAAAAAGUGAAAGUGGUUUCUAGUUUUCAGCCUCCUUCAAGUUCAUGCAAAGAAUUUGCAAACACUACACAAAAAAUUUCUCUUUUGUCUGCUUCCUCUUCAGGUGAAACAGAUUCAGGUGAAUCCCCUUGGGGAUUUGCUGCUGCUGCUGCUGCUGCUGCAGCAGCAUCAGCAGCAUCAGCAGCAUCAGCAGCAGCAGCAGCAGCAGCAGCAGCAGCUAAAAGUAAAAAUAAGGCAAUUGUGGGUCCUCUGACAAAUCAGGAGCAAGUGAGAAAGGGUACCAUUGCAAACACAUCUGUUGUGCAUGAGCUUGUGAAUGAUAAGAAGACAGGUGAUAAGAGUAAAUCAGCGGAGUCUCAGUCUGAAAGUGCUAGCAGGACUGUCUCUGUCGCUAUUGGGUCUUCAUCAUCGUUUGGAGGCCUAAAGACACAGCCUGGGUUUGGUCAACUGAAAGGCUUAUUUGAUGGUCUGAGUCACCUUUUUGCAGCACCAACACAUAACCGAACAAGAACAGGAGUUAUUAGUUAUAAUCUCAAUAGAAGGAAGAAACAACUUCAUCCAAAAAGAAUACAUCAACUAUCCUCUACUAAGAAGGUAACAAUUGAACAUCAAGUAGUUCCUUCAAAGAAGGUAGCCAAUGAACAGCAGGUGGCUACUUCAAAGAAAAUAUUAGUUGAGCAAGUUACGCAUUCAAAGAAGUUAGUGCCUGAUAUUCAACGGACUACUUUGAAGAAGGGAGUAGUAGAGUUAGUUCAGCCAUCUUCAAAGAAGGGAACGGCAGAGCUAUUACAAGCUUCUACAAAGAAGGUGUUGGUUGAUCAGCAGCAUAAAGCAGCAGUGGAACAAAAAGUAUUUUCAAAGAAACCAUUAGAGCAGCAAGUGAUUAAGAAAGUUUUAGCUGAGCAACAGCCUGUAUCUUUAAAUAGGGAAGUAGCUGAGCAGCAAGCGGUACAAUCAAAGAAGUCUGUUGUUCAAAAACAACAACAGUCACAAGCACCUUCAAAGAAGAUAGCUGCUUUACAUCAGCAACAAGCUUCUUCAAAAAAGGCUGUAGGACAGCAGCAAGCAUCUACAAAGAAAGUGAUAUUAGAGCAGCCUUCAAAGCAGGCUGUAGCUGAACAUCAGCAGCUGGCACUAACAAAAAAAGUUAUAGCUGAAAAACAGCAGCAGCAGUCACCUGUAAAAAAAGUUACAGCUGAAGAAGUACAAACUCCUCCAAAAAAGUUAGCAGCUGAAAAACCAGUACCUUCGAAGAAGGUAACAGUUGAGCAGCAACAAGCAUCUUCAAAGAAGGUAACUGUUGAGCAGCAACAAGCAUCUUCUAAAAAGAUAUCAAUUGAGCAGCAGAAAGCAUCUUCAAAGAAGGUUACAUUUGAGCAGCAACACGUACCUUCAAAGAAGGCAUCAAUUGAUCUGCAACAAGCAUCUUCAAAGAAGGUUGCAGUUGAGCCACAACAAGUACCUUCAAAGAAGGUAACAGUUGAACAGAAACAAGCAUCUCCAAAGAAGGUAACAGUUGAGCAGAAACAAACAUCUUCAAAGAAGGUAGUUGAGCAGCAACAGGUAGCAUCGGAGAUUAAGGUAGCUGAGCAACUGAAUAGUACAAAUAAAAAUAGAACUGAACAACUUAAUCAUCGCAAGAGAGUUCUGGUAGGCCUGGAAACACAAUCAACUGAAGUGUCAGUUAAUCAGCAUUCUCAGUUUAAAAAAAUUAAAGGAGAUCAUAAUCACAGAAAUCCAAAGAAAAGUCUUGUUGAGCAGAAUCAUCAGCCAAAGAGAAUACAGUCUGAGCAACAGAUUGCACCAAAGAAAAUUCAGGCUGGACUUCAGAGUAGGCCAAAGAAAACAUAUAAAAUUCAUGAGAAGUUGACAAAUAUUGUAAAGCAGUUACCUAAAAUAACAGAGACAGAGCUUUUCCCAAGUGUUAAGAAAGUUUCAAGCGAGCAACAUGGCGCCUUACAAAGAGUAGAAGAUCAUUUCAGUCAUCAGAAGAGGUUGCCUGUGGAACAGAGUAGUGGAGAUGAAGUUACAGAGGCAGUGACAGCAAGCACUUGCAGCAUUUUAAAGAGCAUAACCACGACGUCUGUCUUGCGCUCGCCUGCAGGUGACAUCAGCACCUGCGUAAAGCACGUCGAGUCUGUGCCGAAGACACAGGGUUGGGCGUACCGGCAGGCCUCUGCAGUCACAAGAAAGAGCAUGAUGCCAGAGCAUAUGACACCGUCACGCCUCGUGAAGACUGCAGUGAGCAGCAAACAGCUGGAACUGGAGCGUCGACUGUGGUUCAAAGCAGAUUCCUACUACAGCACUACUCUCGGCAAGCUGAGCUACGACGUGAUGCGGCGUUCGCUGCCGCAGCCAUUCCUCUCGGUGGAGACUGCGUCGAGCGUGGAGGAGUGCGGAACUAGGAAGCGAUACCUCGCGGAGGCCACCCAGACCCACCACCAUCACCACCACCAUCACCACCACCACCAUCACCAUCAUCACCACCGCUUCCACCACCAACACCAACACCCUCCUCCAGUGCCAGUGCCACCCACAUCCAACUCCAUCGUGCCGACAUAUUUUCAAAAGGGUGAUUAUGUGGGCAAAUGCCUACCCCCAGGUGUUUCCCAAAGAGAUGUUGACCUUUUCAACAAAGCACGGGAUAAAGCCAACACUGAGACGCCGGCGAUCACCCAGACUGCGGAGGCGAUCCUUACGCCCGGAUCGAUGGCAUCCCCGACGACGACGGCUAGCCAGCAGCGCUGCCCGGGCGCUAUCGAGUUUGGAAAUUUUGAGAUUCAGACUUGGUAUUCUUCACCUUACCCGCAGGAGUACGCCAGGCUACCAAAGCUGUUCCUUUGCGAGUUUUGUCUCAAGUAUACGAAAAGUAAAUCAAUCUUAGAGCGCCACCAAGAGAAGUGUACUUGGAGGCAUCCUCCUGCCACCGAGAUUUACAGGCAUACAGAUCUCUCUGUGUUUGAGGUGGACGGAAAUGUUAACAAGAUCUACUGUCAGAACCUUUGUCUCCUCGCAAAGCUAUUCCUGGACCACAAGACCCUCUACUAUGAUGUGGAGCCAUUCCUCUUCUACGUCCUCACGAAGAAUGACCCCAAGGGCUGCCACCUGGUGGGCUACUUUUCCAAGGAGAAGCACUGCCAGCAGAAGUACAAUGUCUCCUGCAUCAUGACGAUGCCCCAGUAUCAGAAACAAGGCUUCGGCAGGUUCCUCAUACAUUUCAGCUACCUGCUGUCGAAGCGGGAAGGCCAGCCCGGGACCCCGGAGAAGCCCCUGUCGGACCUGGGACGCGUCUCCUACCACGCGUACUGGAAGUCGGUGGUGCUGGAGUACUUCGACGAGCACCGCGACGACCAGGAGGUCGGGAACGUGUCCGUCGCAGACAUCAGCCAGGAGACGGGCAUGUACAGCCACGAUGUUGCCAUGACGCUGCAGCUGCUCGGGAUGGUGUGCAGGGUGAAAUGUCAGCCGGAGGAGGCUGGGGUGGGCGACGGCUACAAGGCCGUGGUGGUUGUGGACUGGGGGAAGGUGAACCAGCACAUGGAGAGGGUCUCUCGCAGUCGCACCCGGAUUUCUUUAGACCCGGAGUGUCUGCGCUGGACCCCUCUCGUGCCCUCCAUCCCAGCCCACGACACGGAUGCCUACACCAGCGAGUCUGAUAGGGACAAGAACUAUGACAGCGAAGUGAAAGAGGAAGAACCUCUUAGUACACCCAGGAUAACGCGACGAGAACUGAGCAUGAAUGUCACAGAGACGCCUUUGUCUGCAGCAUCCACGGAUGCCCAAGAUGGUGCAAUGAGGUCAAAGAAAGGUCGCAAGCGGAAAGUGAGGGUUCGCUUCAGCCCCGACACCACCAAGGAGGAGACGGCACAACUCGCCGAUGUCGAGGACAACAUCGCCUCCACCCCAGUCGUGUCCGAUAAGCAGCAGAAGAAUGCCAAAGGUUUCAAGCGGAAGGUGAGGAGGUGGAAGAAGAACAACUCGGUAAUGCCCGGGAUCCGACCGCUGAAAAAGUCAAAGGCUCGCAAGCAGCAGCUGGCCAGCACGCCUGCCCAGAGUGUUGUCGUGGCCGAGUCGAUACAGGUGAAGUCGGAGGCGAUCCUGAAGCCUAGUCGGCUCAGUAGAGACCUGGAGGUGGAUGGCAUCGGUGGGAGACAGAAAAGCGCGGGCACUGUCCCAAAGCACCCGGUGGAAGAUUCGAGCGAGGCAGAGCAGGUGACCAAGAAGAAGGGAAGGUUCUUAAAGAACAAGCCCGGGAGGGUGGCGGGCAGACGAGCAUCAUCCGUGAAGACGAGCGGCAAGCGUGUGCUGGAAGCGACCAGCGGGGACGAGCGGGAGACGAAGAGGCCACGGUUGGAGCAGCCGAGGGUCGGCCGGCCGAGCCUGAAGGUACGAGAGGAGAUGGCACGGGUGAAGGAGAGCCCGACCAAGAGGGAGUCGUCUGCACGCCAGAGUACGAGGCACCAGCCGGUUGAGGAGACCCCGUCGCCGGUCAGAAAGAGGCCGUCACUGCUGAGGGACAAGCGUCCGUCUCUCAACAGCAUCAUCUCGAGCCUGCGCACGCCCAAGGAGGAGCGCCUGAAGAAGGAGGAGAGCCCGGCGCCGGUGCCGGUGGGCAUCGGGCGCGGCCGGCGCCCGGGGCCCAUGCGGCGGGCGCAGUCCGAGGUGAAGCGGGAGCGCUGGUCUCAGCGGCGGGAGAAGAAGCUGCGCCUGGAGGAGGCCAGGUUGAAAAAACGUAUUACGGAGCCAGUGAAGAAGACUUGGCCGGCCGGAAGCGACGACGACGGACCGGACGUGCAGAUGCCCAAGCUGCAGCCGGAGGUGGGCGUGCUGCAGCCCAGCGACGCGACCACUCCAGGUCCGCCCCUCUCCCCCCCCUCGCUGCACAACGAGGAGCUCAGCCCCGGCACGCCGGCCCAUCACCGGGGCAACCGUCGCAAGAAGAAGCGCGGCUGGGUGAAGGGGCGCCCUCGCAAAUAUGCGGCUGUGGCCCCGUCCAAGACUGAAGACGUCACCACCGAUGACGCGUGCAUUGGGGAGAUGGUGCUGGCAGCCGACAUAGCUGAAGUGACGAGGACACUUGCAAGUGACACGCCAGUAGCAGCAGUGUGCACCAGUUGCACCACGAUGCCGUCCGUGUCAACCAGCGUAGUGUCGGUCUGCACCAGCGCCGUGCCUUGUGCUGUUGCUGGCGAGACUGCACCCACUUCAGAACAGCCAAGCAAACCACAGUCUGCUCCGAGCCAAGACCCUGAGCAGUCGGAUGAGACACUGCCGACCACGGGCCACGAGCGGGCGGAGUCAUCGCCGACACUGGACGGCGAGGAGCCCGAUCCAGAGUCGCAGGCCGAGCCGGUGCCGGACGUGAGCCAGAAGCAAGCGGAGCCGGCACCGAGUGUUGUUCCUGAACGGACCGACCGAGUUCCGGACGAUCGCGAGCAGGCCGAACCAGUUCCGGACGAUCGUGAGGAAGGUGGCCCGGUUUCAAAUGUUGAUCGUGAGCGGGUAGAGCCUGUGCCAACUGUGGACCGCGAGCAGACCGAGCAAGUAGCGGCCGUGAGUGCUGAUCGGUGCAAGACGUCUUCGGAGGACCGGGAGCAGGCGAAGCCGGCUGGGCUGGACAGGCACGAGCAAGAGGAGGCUCGGUCGAAGGAUGAUGAUCGCAAGGAGCCGAGCACCGCUCUUGCAGCACAGGCACCGGCAGUUGAGGCUUCGCCAGCCGAAGCCGAUGGCACCAAAGAACAGGCAGGUGCUGCUCCAGAGACAGUUCCUGACGUCAGCAUUGUCGAGCCGAAUCUAUCCAAGACUGAGGCAGAGAAGAGUGAAGAUGAACAGCAGGUGUUGGUGAAGUUGGAAACUGGUGGAGUUGAGAAGGUGCAGCUUGCAGAAGCUGUUUUUGAGACGAAGACAGCUCUGGAAAGUCCUUCCAGUGUUGAGGUUGUUACAAGUCCAGAAAAGGACAAGCAAUUUGAUGAUGAAUGUAGGGAAGAGAACUCGACACAAGAGCAAAAAGCCAAAGAUAAAUGUGAUAAGGGCAAGUGUGAAUCUCAUUCAAGUAAGGAGCAAGCUCCUACAGAGGUGGAUCUGACCCAAAGUGAAGAAACAUCCUCUGAAACAGAGAAGACAGAGCAAGAGUGCUUGGAGAUGAUGCAGCAUCGGAGAGGUUACCAAGAUAAAGAAUCACGGGAGGAGCAGCGAGUGAUGAACUUGCGACGAGAGGAGCGCGUUAUGGACAUGCGAAGAGAAGAGGAACGAGUGAUGAAUGUGCGGAGGGAAGAGGACAGAGUGAUGGACAUGCGUAAAGAGGAUGAGCGAAUUAGGGACAUGCGGAGGGAGGAAGAACGAGUGAUGAAUGUGCGGAGGGAAGAGGAACGAGUGAUGAAUGUGCGGAGGGAAGAGGAACGAGUGAUGAAUAUGCGGAGGGAAGAAGAAAAAUUUAUGAACAUGCGAAGGGAAGAAGAGCGGGCAAUGAACGUGCGAAUUGAAGAAGAGCGAGCGAUGAACAUGCGAAUUGAAGAAGAGCGAGCGGUGAACAUCCGAAGGGAAGAGGAGCGAAUUAAGAUUGCACAGAGGGAAGAAGAGCGAGUGAUGAACAUUCAAAGGGAAGAGGAGCGAGUGAUAAAUGUGCGAAGAGAAGAGGAACGUGUGUUGAACAUACGAAAAGAAGAGGAGCGAGCGAUGAAUAUUCGGAGGGAAGAGGAGCGAGCGAUGAACAUUCGGAGGGAAGAGGAGCGAGCGAUGAACGUUCGGAGGGAAGAGGAGCGUGCGAUGAAUGUUCGGAGGGAAGAAGAGCGAGUGAUGAAUGUGAGGAGGGAAGAAGAGCGAGUGAUGAAUGUGAGGAGGGAUGAGGAACGAGCAUUUAAAGCACGAAGGGAUGAAGAUUUUGUGAGACACGUGCGUAGUUUAUCCUCUUUGGAUGAGCAUGAGAUGGCCAAGUCAAGGAGGAGUGAGGUUAUGAUUCGAGAGCGUGUUUUGUCGCCCCCUGCUGUAAUCAUAAUGGAGGAGAAAGAGCAUAACUCCAUGUCCACACAGACACACCCUGGUGGCCUGAUGGAGGAUAGCAGCGAUGCCAUUGAAAUGGGACGACUGUCGUCGCGACACCUAACCUUGCAGGAGGCCUGCAAUCUGCACAAGCGGGCGAGCUGCGAGGACAAACAGAAUGCAUCACAGCAGUGUGAGGUAGUGGAUGUGCCCAGUGGCAACACCACGCCGAGACUUGACAGUGUGGAGGCCAUUCAACCAGCAACACCCAUUAAUCCCGGUUCUGUGAAGCACACGCCACCCACCCCAUCGCAGCCAGAGAUACCCAGCAUGGGAGUGUACACCCCUGACUCCACCACCAACUCUGUCCACUCACUGCAUGGCUAUGGCCAGUGUGAUUUGGAUGUCAGCCACUUGGGCCUUGAGUCACCUACUUCCAUAUCAUCUAAUGACAUGGCAUCUCAGAACUCUGUGGAGCCACCAAGGCCACCCUCGGUCCUGCCUGUUCAGACAUCUUCGCACACACCACAGACCCAGUGCUCGCAGACAUACUCUGAUUGUGUGCAGCAGCAACAACAGCAACAGCACGCAGUACUACAUCAUCACCAUCACCACACCCAGCCUGUAUCGAGUGUUCAGCAGGCAGCGCAUCACCACCCAGUUCACAUGCCUUCUGUGGCACAAAUACAGCAGGCUCACCACCUUAUGCAGCAACAACAACAGCAGCAGCAGCAGCAGCAGCAACAACAACAACAGCAGCAGCAGCAGCAGCAGCAGCAGCAGCAGCAGCAUCAACACCACCAGCAACAACACCACCAGCAGCAGAGCUCGACCAAGUCACGGCAGGUAUCACAUCACCGCAAGUCCACUCCGUCCCAGCACAAGCAGCAGCCACUGCAGCAGCGCUCCACCCCUCCGACCCAGCAGCAGCGGCACAGGGCCACGCCCCCCAUGUCGCAGCAGGGCGCAGGUAGCACGAGUAGCUCCCAGCAGCAGCUGUUGCAGCACCAGGUGGCCAUGGCCCAUUCCCAGGGAGGCUACCCACAUCACCCACAUCACCAGCUAGCCUCGCCAGCCCCCAUGCAGCACCCGCAUCAUGCACACAUCUCGCAGAGCAGCUACAUCAGCGUGCCGCAGAUGUCCGUCUCCUCGCAGGCGUUCUCCGCCCAGGCGGGAGGGGGUACGUACGUCAGCGUGCCCAUGACGACGGUCAUCCAGCAUCGCAUGGCCGGCCAGCAGGGCGCCUUGGGCUCCGCCCACCAGCGCCUCGCCGCGUCUCCCGCCUGUGCCGUCUCCUCCGCCACCAACUUCGCCACCAACUUCUACAUCCAGGCGGCCGCCUCCGUGCCACACCCGCACUCCCACACGCCGGUGCCAAUCCCCACUCCCACCCCCACGCCGACUCCCGCGCCCACCCCGACGCCCCAGCAGACCGGGGGCUCUCGGGGCGGGGCGGGAGCAGGGUCGUCGACCGCGUCCGCCUGCAGCCUGGCCAAGCUGCAGCAACUGACCAAUGGGCUGGAGAUGGUCCCGCCCACUCCUUGCAACACCAUGACCCCUCCACCUCCCCACCACCCGCACACCACCAUGACCCCUCCUCCCUCCACCUCCACCCACCAGAUGCUGCAGCAGCAGGCCGCACGGACGCUGUCCACCCCUCCCUCGGCGAUCCCGCCCAACCUGCAGACGCAGAUCAACCUGGCCAACUACCACAAGUACUACUCGACCAGUGCUGCCACCCCGCCGGCCACGGGGCGUGCCUCCCGGGCGGUGGCCCCCUCCUCCUCCCAGCAGACGCAGGCGACGCCGGCGCGCGUGGGGCCCAACGUCACCAUCGACCCCAACCUGGUGGCGCAGUACGGCACGCUGAACGGGUACCGCAUGGCGGCCCAGCAGGCGCCCGGCACCGUCACGGGCUACAUCACCAACACCACUGGCUUCAUCAACCAGGCGGCUCAGAUCCCGGUGCAGAUGGGCGUGAUGAACAUGGCGCAGACUCAGUACCAGGACCCGGCGGCCAUUCAGCGCGCCCAGCAGAACACCAUGUACACCACCUACGGCUACAUCAACAGCAACCUCAUGCAGUCGCUCAACAGCACCAUGCGGAGGUAGUGAACGUGCAUGCUGCCUCGCUUGUCUUCUCUACUUCUUUUGCUGCUGUUUGGUUCCACGGAUGUAUCUCCCCUACUUUGUAUAUAUCUUCUGCUUCACCAUCCUGGGCAGAGACUUGCAUCAUUGUCUGGAAGGAUGUUGCUACAACACAGUUGUGUACUUUACAGUGUGAAGCUUUCUGCAAUGGUGUAAUUUUUCGUGUUAUUGAUGUGACAUCUCAUUUUUAUUAGUACAGCUGAAUAUGUCUCACUACAUUUCUCAGCAUUGCUGGCAAUUUUUAUUGUAAACUACGUGAAUAUUUCAAAACACUGGAUUUGUUAAGCAUACUGUUUGAUAAAAUGGUGACAUUCCAUUUUGUUUUAUUAUCAAAGUUUACCUGUAUUUCAGCAUUCAACUAAAGUAAACUGAAUGUUUAAUUGAAAUGUAGCUAGAGGGUUUUCUUGCUUUUAGUUAUGUUACAUAACAAUAAAAAUUAAAUUAUUCUCAUCAUUGAAGGUCAGAUUUUUCCUAUUAUAGGGUUUCUUGAUUAAGUUAAACACAGUAUUAAGAUAUUCGCAAAACACAAUUAUUAUUUUUCUAUUUAUUGCACUAACGACACUGUAGUAAUAUGUGUAAACUUUCCAAAAAAAUUUAUUGUCAUUGCUGAACAGUUUUUGUUGGUUUUUAUUUUCCAGCAGAUGUUUUAUGUGAUAUUGAGUUACAGAACAUUUUUAUGUUGAUAAAGGGUUUAAAAUUCAAGAUUAAGAACUUAAGUUCACUGUAUUUCUUGCUUCAUAUUUUCUUUGUCAUGGUGUCUUACAGAGACAUGAGCUAAUUUUUGUUUAUGCACACAUGUGUGUGAACUUGUUAAUUAUAUUCACACACAUUCCAAAUUUUUUAUUAUAUUGCAUAUGAGUUUUUUUUUUUUGUAGGAGAAGGCUGUUUUUGACAUGUUCACAAUUCAACAUUUUCAAAGAAAACAACAUAAUUUUUGCUAAGUAAUCCUACAACCAGGGAAUAUUUCUUUUAACCUUUUCUGUUGGAGUUUUACUUACAAAAGUGGGGGAAAAUGUUUUCCAAUUUUUCUUAAUUUGUAAUGUUACAAAGACAUACUUAACAUACAAACUCAUUGGAAAAUUAUUACUGAAAGUCAUUUUGCAAGGGUGAACAGUAUCGUCAUACGUGCUCCGGGAACAUUGCAGUGUCCCAUUUUCUGUCCCAUUUUCUGUAGCAUUUCCCUGCAGGUUGUGCAAAUGUUGUUGGGGGUACAGGGUGGUGUGAAUCGUAUCUCUGAUCUUUUUACCAGCUAUAAAUUUUGUGUAAAUAAAUUCAAAAAGUAGUUAUGCAAGGCAUUUUUUAGUUACAUUUGUGUUUUGUAGUUUGAUAUACAAGAUGUGUUUGGAGAAAGCAGUAAUUUAUACAUGGCCUAUCAAAUUAUAUAGAUCCUUCAGGCUUUUUUACUGUUUUCAAUUAUAAAGAUAUGUGAUCCAACUUGUAGGGAAUAAAAUCCACAAUAUCCACAACACUAUAUGUAAUUUGAUACUCCUUCUGCAGACUGUAAAAAUACAUAUUUUAAUUUUUUUUAUUGUGUGGCCAACUUGCAUGGUCUUUGUAUUUUGUUUUACACAUAAAGGUGUCUCUCUUUCAAUUGUGCGUUUUUAUUUAUCUACCGGCAAAUAUUGCCAGUGUUAGGGGGCUUUUUUGUCAUGCAAGUAGUUCUUCUAGUUUUUGUUUAUUUUUAUUAUUUAAGUAAUGUACUUCCAAAUCUAAAAUUAAAUUUUCAGUAACCCAUGUUCAUAAUUUGGCAUACUUUGGCCAUUAUUAUUUAAUAUAGAUGUAUUGGCUUUUUUUGUGGUCAUCAUAUUUCUAAAAUAAUUGUUUCCUUUCAUCAAAACAUUAUGCUGAAAUACUGUAAAAAAAAGUAUGUAUGAAAUCAAUUUGUCAGUGGUGUUUAUAGUUUAAAAUUGGUAAUUUACUAUUGAGUUCAUUUAUUUCAUCUUCGAGACCAGUGAUUACUUAACAGGGAAACUGCAAUUUAAGUUUUAUUUAUUAGCCAAAAAUGUUUUGGUUUCUGGUAACCUUCUUUGGUAUUUAAGCACAUAUAUUGUUCAUGCAAUGUCAGUCGUAACAAGUAUCAAGCCCAGCUAAAUUAUUGACUCACUGUGACGUAGACAUCAUCAGUUGUACUUGAAGCAGUAAACUGUGCAAUCCCUCCUGUGAUCAGUGAUGUGAGUUACUAAUGAUAAAUCAACAAUGUGAAUUACUGGCACAAAGGUAAAUACUAUCACCAGGUUGUGAUCCUGCUUAUUUUAAACUGAGAGAGCUGGGAAAUUGUUAUGAGCAGUGUCCAUAUUUGAGUAUCAACCAUUCAGGGGUGUAACUUAAGACAAGUGGAGAGUUUGGUUAGAGCUGAAGCUUCAUGCUCAUUCUUCAUUUGACUGUAAAAAUUUCAUCAAAUAAAAUUUGAUGUUUUGCAGCCAGAAAUUGUUAGCCUGACAACUUGUUCAUAUUUUGUAUUAUCUUUACUGAGGGAAAAUCCAAGUUUUAAUUUUUUUUAAUUUUAGUAAUACAGUAAAACCUUGUAAUUAGUGUGAAACAAAAAUUCAGCUAAACCAAUUUUGCAUUCAACAGUUUUUGGACGUGAAAUCAAAGCUAAAAAAAUUUAGCAAGGAGUUUUCUUUUUUGUGAAUUCUAAUAAAAUGUUUGUUAUACAGCAAACAAUAAUUGUUUGGAUAAAUAAUACUUAAAUAUACAUAAUAUAAACUGUAGUAAUUAAAAAUUUAAUUUUUGUUUCUAUUUUUGUCAGGAUAAAAUGUGUGAGUUAAAAAUAUGAUACAUACUGAAUCUCUUGCUGAAUUUACAGAAAACCUUUAUUUUGCAGUUAGGUGAUACACUAGAAAAAAAUAGUAUUAAUAUUAUUUUUGGAUAUGCUGGAUUUUACAUUUCAGGUUCUUGUAAAUAUUUGAGGUUUUACUUUCUAGUGUUGUGAAAUUUCACGAGUUAAUCUUCUGAUAGACAAAAAAAAGUUUCCUGUUUUAUUUGUUGCUAUAUCAUGUCAUUUAUUAAGCCACAAAAUUUUUUUGGCAUUUUUAAUGUAACAAGCCAGAGAAGCUGACUAACAAUAAUGAGUUUAAAAAUUGAAUAUUUCUGUUACGUAUGAACAAAAAACAAACUGCACUUGUUCACAGGAAAUAUUUUGCAAGUAAGUACCAUGUACAUGGUAAAUGCACCUAAGUUUUUAAUCAAUGCAUUGUGAAGAACUUAGAAGAUAUUGGUGGCAGUUAAAUCCAUGGUGAAGCUGCAAGUGUAAAAAAAAAUUCAGAUCUGAUUGUGUGUGCUGUUGUGUUUGUAUUUUUUCUUUUGUAUAAAAGUUGUAAUAAAGGUUUUUUUUUUAAGUAUUCAUUGUUAAUCCUGUUAUAUUUUUCUUUGAUUAACAUCACAAUAUAACACUGGUGGCACUUUUUUGAGAGUGUGAUUUUCAAAUGUCAUUCAUAAUUACAUGUUAUCAGAAUGUAACAGUUCUUAUUGUCAUUAAUAUAUGUCAGUAAACUCAAUCCAUCGUGAUUCAGACAUAAGGAUUUAUAGAGGAAGCUAUGAAUUAAUGCACAUUGAUAUAGUACUGGUAUUUUUUUUUUUAAUAUUGUGCAGAUGCAUAUAGAUACUGAUCAAUGUUUUUUCACAGUGUAUAGAUUAUAAUAUAGUGCACAGUGUUAUUCCUGUAGACUGUUUUAUAUUGAUGGUAUGAAAAGGCUGUUUGUAAUAUUUAACAAUUAAAAAUUGUGAACAGUAAUUUAUUAUGACUGUGAUUAGUGUAUAAGUGUAAGAUAUUGAAUAAGAUUCUAUUGUGUAUAUUUGUGUUUCAUAUUGACAACCGAUAUUUUCAAAAGAAGUAUUUGAACAUGACACUGAAAACACAUUUUGUGUUUCAUGACAUUUUUCUAAAUGCAAGGGGAGCGGAGAAUUGUUUCUUGAAGGUACAAAUUUUUCGUGCAUAAACAUGUUAUAUAGGAAUUUUUAUAUAUGGUGUAUGUAGAGAGGUGUUGUACAGUUGUACAUGAAAUAUGGUGUUGGGCCUACCAUUUGUUAGGUGGGGAGAUUGUGUGUAUGGCUCAGUCAUAUUGCCUUGGUUGCUGUUGGGCCGUUGUAAAUAGACUGUCUUCGCGUUGAGUAUUGGCCUGUGAUUUAGCGCAGUGUUGUACUAUCUUGAAUUAAGUGCGUCGGAUAUGCAUACCAGUGUACAGCAAAUGUUUGGAUGCUCUAUGGUCUUUCAACCAUUGUUGAUGUGAUUGGAAAUGUAUUUGUUCAUAUAAAAGCACUAAUCAGUCACAUAUUAAAAGUAUUAACAUUUUGUGUGUUGUGUACAUUUAGAAACUGUGGAAGUAACAAGUGACAAAACUUGAAAGUAACUUGUGAAAAAUAAACUGACAUAUUUUUGUUACUUUUUAAUCAUUUUUAUUGGUUUUAAAAUGAAGUUAUCUGCUAUUGGUUAUCCUUUGUGAUUGUUUGCUCGCACGGCAGAGUCAAGAGACAGACGAACUUCUGCGAACACAAGUGCACAUUUUCCCUCUUGCUGGUUGCAGAACACACAACCUGUGUAUUAUUGUAUUUUGUAGGUAUUCUUCCUUAAGAACGCAAACUGUGUGUGUUGUAUUAUUUUUUUUCUUUGCAAACGACAUUGAGAAGAGCACAGCUGUACAUAAGCUAAAUUAAAGAGCUGUUAAUACAUUCACAA